Messenger RNA from Rhinichthys klamathensis goyatoka, 3158 nucleotides. RefSeq names its product Rho GTPase activating protein 1 (gene arhgap1). The transcript has 13 exons. Gene Ontology annotation, biological process: small GTPase-mediated signal transduction; negative regulation of endocytic recycling. NCBI's taxonomy places the organism in Eukaryota, Metazoa, Chordata, Actinopteri, Cypriniformes, Leuciscidae. Gene Ontology annotation, molecular function: GTPase activator activity. The coding region runs from base 123 to 1427 and encodes 434 amino acids. The record is from RefSeq and is a predicted model, not a curated record. Gene Ontology annotation, cellular component: cytoplasm.
CUGCAUCCGGGCCGUUUACACUGAAUUACAACGAUCGCAAACCGGAAGUCCCGAAUGAAAUUCGCAAGAUUGACAGAGUUGUGAAGACUUCAGUAGGGAGCGCUGAAAAUUAGAGGACCAUCAUGUCCUCUGACCUGCUGGUGGACCUUCAAGAUGAUCUGGGAGGAGACGACUCUCCUAGUGCUGCCCUGGACCAGCUCAAACUGGUACAGGACAAACAGUGGCCACCAGAUGACCCUUUUAGCCUGAGCAAAUCCGCUUCAGACAUUAAAAGUCUUGGUGACAAGUCACAUCUGUCCUGGGACGACCCCUUCUAUGAUAUAGCCAGACAUCAGAUUGUGGAGGUGGCAGGUGAUGAUAACUUUGGUCGGAAAGUCAUCGUUUUUAACGCUUGUCGCAUGCCCCCCCAACAUCAGCUGGAUCAUCAUAAACUUCUCAUGUAUUUGAAGCAGACUCUUGACAAGUAUGUGGAGAGUGAUUAUACCCUCAUUUACUUCCAUCAUGGUCUGACCAGGGAGAACAAGCCCUCUCUCAGCUGGCUUCGAGAUGCCUAUCGGGAGUUUGACAGGAAGUAUAAGAAAAAUAUCAAGGCGCUGUACAUCGUCCAUCCCACCAUGUUUAUCAGAACCAUCCUUAUUCUCUUCAAACCCAUCAUCAGCUUUAAGUUUGGCCAGAAGAUAAAUUACGUAAAUUAUUUGAGUGAGCUGGAGGAGGUUGUGAAGUGUGAUCAGCUGGUGAUUCCCAACAGAGUCAGAGAGUACGAUGAUAAGAUCCGUCUGUCUCUGAAGCCGUCUGUCGUCCCUGGACCGAUCUCUCCCCCCCUUAGUCCUCCUCUUCCUUUCCAGCAGUUUGGCGUCCCACUGUCUGCAUUGAGACACAUGGCAGCAGAUUCGGAGGGAAUUCCACUAGUCAUGCGUGAUACUGUUGGAUACCUGCAGGAGAAUGGUCUCCAGAUAGAGGGAAUAUUUCGGCGUUCUGCAAAUGUUUCUUUGGUUAAGGAUAUUAAGCAGAAAUAUAACUCUGGAGAGGAAGUGAGUUUCACUCAGCUGGACAAUGUCCACUUGGCAGCUGUGAUUCUAAAGAUGUUCCUCAGAGAACUGCCAGAGCCGCUGCUCACCUACCAGCUCUACAAUGACAUUGUCAACUUCCACAAUGUUGAUACGGAGUCUCAGGCAGAAAGAAUUCGGAACAUGCUGAUGUCACUUCCUGAGGAGAACUAUGCAUCACUGCGCUUCCUCAUACAGUUCCUUGCUCAGGUAUCUGCUGAGAGUGAAGUCAAUAAGAUGACCAAUGCCAACCUGGCUGUGGUGUUUGGGCCCAACUUGCUGUGGGGGCAGGAUGCUUCCAUGACACUCAGCGCAAUCGGACCAAUCAACAACUUCACCCGCAUCCUGCUUGACCUACAUCAGGAGGUCUUCGCUCAGUGAGGAGCAGGAGAACUUUUCACGUUGACUCCACCCUGGUUAUUGUCCCUUCCCUGUUCCAUAGCUUUGCCCCUCUGCUGUGUCCCGUCCUUCGUGUCUCCCUCAGUAUUGUCAAAUGCAUGAGUGUUUCAACUGGGUGAAGCUACACGAAAAGGAUACUAGAAGGCGCAGGGCUGUCAAGCUAUCACAAAAGUUUAGGCUGUGAUUUUUAAAUUCUCAACAUCAUGACAAUCUCCCCUGCAGAAGUCAUGUAGCUCUGCUGUCAGACAUAAUGGUACUGCACAGUUUUAUAAGGUCUGUUAGCAGAGGCCUAAAUCAAUAAACCAACAAGGAGUACAGGCAGCCAUGUUUUUUUUUUUGUUCAUCAGCUGUACUUUGGAUAUUGUUUGUUCGACUUGACCGAUGCGAGUUAAUUUCAGUUCAUUUUUCAGAGAAAAAAACAUUAGACUAAAUGCACACGUCCUCUAUUUUGUAAGCCAUAGCUGGGAUAAGCUAUGGACAAGUAUAAAGCACUACUACACAAAACUUGAAACACUUAUUUUAAACAUGCUUCUUUCUUAUUACAUGAAGUAUAUAUGGUAUUAUGUAUGGUCUCAAAGAUCUUUCAUUCACACUUCAUUUAUAUUAUUAUUUCUAUUAUCCGUUUCAUCUUUUUUUAGUGUCUCAGUGGUUACAGGAACAGGGCAGAUACUUUUAUGGCCAGCACAAAUUUCCUGAUGCUGAAACAGCUGAUUUUUUUAUUAUAUAUAUAUAUAUCUGCCAACAGUCACCCUUCUCUCUGUAUGUGUGGAGUUUUGUGUAUUUUGUGUGUGGUCUUUUCAGUAAUGCUGUUGUAUUAUAUUAUACCCCAGAAAUAUUUAUUUUGGCCAAAGAUUAUGUGGUUAAAAUGGUUGUGGUAAAUUUUAUUUGUAAUUAGAAGAUGUACUGCCUGUCAGGGACAGUGCCAUUACACAUGGGCACAUUUGAAACAGAAGCCCAAACAAGAUUAGGAAUAGCAAACAACAAUUUGAUGUCAUUUUGUCCUCUUAGUGAAAUUGUGGUUUUAUCCAUGAAGAAAUAUAUCAUAGUGCGAUAAGUUAUUGCUGAUGUCCGAGUACAUAAAGACGUAAGUACAUCGACAUUCCAGUUGUAUCACGGGGCUCUGUAUGUUGAGUGGGAGUUUCCCCUUCGCUUUAAUUUCAUAAUUAAUGGAUAUGAACUGUCAGGAUUUCGCACAAAGGAGAAUUGUUUCAUGAUCUGAAGUCCAAAAUAACCAUAAAGCAGGUACUUGGGUACUAACUAAUUUAGCACUAACGAGUUGUGUCAUAUGCCUUGAUAUUGAAUUGUAACUGUUUACUGUGUCAUGCAAAUGUCUUAUUCAUGUCAAUACCUCUGAGCAUUGACAUGUGGACCAGUGGCUUAAAUAGUUUUAGACAAGCUCCCUCAAACCCACGUGUCUGUGUGCCUUACUGGAGUGAACCGGCGAUGAUAUUAGCUGUUGAAUUGAAUUCCCCCUCUGGACAGAUCUGUGAACUUUGUGCCAUUCUCUUGUAUCUGUAUCCAAACACAUACCUGUUUACCUGUGCUGUAGACGUGUAUCUCUCUGGUUUCCAGGUGGAACUUUGCAUUACUUCUUUUGUGAAGGUUCUUUUCUUCCAUUUUGGCUGUUAAAAUGUAUUCUGUGCUUUUGAAAUCUUUACUUUUGUAUAUCAUGUUGUGAAUUCAGAGUAAUAAAUUGUUAGAGAUGGUGUCAUA